AUGAACAACCGCGACCCGUUCAAUCUACGACGAAUUCCUGGACCAGCUCUUUCGAUCCUCCAGUCACGCGCCUCGAAUCUAGGAGAACAUCUCGCACGGGGAGCGAACAAAGCGGCCGAAGUAGGGCGGAACGUGUUGCAGGAGGUGUCCAACGAGGCGGCAGCGAGCAUGUCGUCCUACGCGCCCAACUUUCAGAAUGGACCGACGCAGCGGCAUCCCGAGCAAUGGCAGAGUGCGCAGUCGAAAUAUGCGCCGAGUACUUCUUCGAGCGGUAAUGGCAUUAGCGAGACGGUCAGCGGGCUCUUUGGGGGCGAAAAGAAGGAUGGGCUGCCGAUGUACAAGGACAAGCCGUUUUCAUACCCGGGAAGCAGGAGGAAGGUGGCUUGGUGGAAGCAGAAGAGGACCGUUGCGGCGGUGCUGACGACGUUUGCGGUCAUAAGUUGGUGGUUUGGGAUACUGUCGCCGCUGUCGUACUUUACGAGGGAUGAGGCACCCGCGACACAGAAGACGGAGAGCAAGACAUCGUGGUUCGGGGGAGGAGGAGGUGCGGCCUUGGACUGGAACUCGAGAGCGCAGAAGGUCAAGGAGGCAUUCAAGUUAUCUUUCGAUGGGUACAACAAAUACGCAUGGGGCCACGACGAGUUCCAUCCGGUCAGCAAGGGCAAGAGGCAGAUGGUGCCGAACGGCAUGGGCUGGAUCAUUGUGGAUGCUUUGGACACGAUGAUGAUCAUGAACCUUACGGAUGAGGUUGCGCAGGCCCGGCAGUGGAUACACCAUAACUUGACUUAUGAUCAAGAUCACGAUGUCAAUACUUUCGAGACGACUAUUCGGAUGCUUGGUGGAUUGCUGUCGGCUCACUACCUCAGCAACAGGGUUGAGGAGACCUAUGCGAUGGUUGACGACGACCUUGGCGAUGAUCUGUACAUCGAAAAGGCUACGGACCUUGCUGACCGGCUAUUGGGAGCUUACGAGACAACGUCGGGAGUACCACUAGCAAGCGUCAACUUGCACACUCAGCUGGGCAUACCUUCCCAUGCGGACGGCGGUGCUUCAUCAACGGCUGAAGCAACUACUCUGCAGCUCGAGAUGAAGUAUCUGGCAAACCUGACUGGCGAGAACAACUACUGGGAGCACGCUGAGCAUGUCAUGCAAGUGGUCGACGACAACAACGCGAAAGACGGUCUGGUACCCAUCUUCAUCUACGCCGACAGUGGCAACUUCCGUGGCGAGAACAUCAGACUCGGCAGCAGAGGAGACAGCUACUACGAGUACCUGAUCAAGCAAUUCCUGCAGACAUCACAGCAAGAGCCGGUGUACCAAGCCAUGUGGAACGAAACCCUAGCUGGCGUCAAGAAGAAUCUCAUCACCUACAGCGCCCCGUCGAACUUCACUGUCCUAGCCGAGAGGCCAAAUGGACUUGGCGGUAAGCUCAGUCCGAAGAUGGACCACCUCGUCUGCUUCAUGCCCGGCACCAUCGCUCUCGCUGCGACUGGAGGUCUACCACUCAAUCAAGCUAAGGCUCAGCCCAACUGGGGCCCUCGCCAGGACGAAGACAUGCGGCUGGCAGAAGAGCUCAUGAACACCUGCUGGGGCAUGUACAAGACCUCACCAAUUGGUCUCGCAGGAGAAAUCACGCACUUCAACCUUCAUGACCCACCGUUGAUGUACGAGGAGUUCACCGCUGAUAACAGACCCACCCCGCCAGCAGCCUUCGACACGUCGGGGCUUGGGGAUGAAUUCGUUGGCCACGAAGACUUCAUGAUCAAAGGCGCGGACGCGCACAACCUGCAGCGACCGGAGACCAUCGAGAGUCUGUUCUACAUGUGGCGUAUUACGGGCGACGAGAAGUACAGGAAUUGGGGCUGGGAGAUGUUUGAGAGCUUCGUCAAGUGGACGGCCGUGGAAGACGGAACUGGCUAUACGAGUCUGACGUCCGUAUUGACGACACCGCCGCCUCAGAAGGAUAACAUGGAGAGCUUUUGGCUGGCCGAAACUCUAAAAUACUUCUACCUCCUCUUCUCCCCCACCGACAUCCUGCCCCUCACCGACGUCGUCUUCAACACCGAAGCUCACGCCUUCCCGCGCUUCCAGCUCGGCAAACUUUUUAAGACUGGCUGGGAGCGCAAGCCCCGCGAUACCAAUGGCAAGCUACUCGAAUCUCCCAACCCGAAAGUCGAGACGCGAGCAGACGACGCUGCAGCCAAGCAGACACCCACACUGGAGAAGAUAGUCGUGCCUGAUCCUGCCGGUCAGACGCCCGAGCCAAAGGCUGGGAAGGCAGAAGAACCGGCUGCUGCUGCGGCGCCGGAGGCGGAGAAGCCUUUGCAGGCGGAGGCGGGACGGGACCCGGUUACUGGGAAGGAGGCAGCGGAGGGACCGCAGGUCGUUCAAGCGUGA
Molecule: messenger RNA, 2397 nt
Organism: Saxophila tyrrhenica
Lineage: Eukaryota; Fungi; Ascomycota; Dothideomycetes; Mycosphaerellales; Extremaceae
Gene: MNS1
Product: mannosyl-oligosaccharide alpha-1,2-mannosidase
Exons: 2
Coding region: 1-2397 (798 amino acids)
Biological process (GO): carbohydrate metabolic process; mannose trimming involved in glycoprotein ERAD pathway
Cellular component (GO): membrane; endoplasmic reticulum
Molecular function (GO): mannosyl-oligosaccharide 1,2-alpha-mannosidase activity; calcium ion binding
Source: RefSeq, a predicted model, not a curated record